Achroia grisella is the source of this 640-nucleotide messenger RNA. RefSeq names its product B9 domain-containing protein 2 (gene B9d2). The record is from RefSeq and is a predicted model, not a curated record. The transcript has 4 exons. Gene Ontology annotation, cellular component: MKS complex. The coding region runs from base 104 to 640 and encodes 178 amino acids. NCBI's taxonomy places the organism in Eukaryota, Metazoa, Arthropoda, Insecta, Lepidoptera, Pyralidae. Gene Ontology annotation, biological process: cilium assembly.
AACAAGCGAAGUACAACAAUACAAUAUAAUUUAUAAUCUUAAUAUUUCUAAAUAAUUUAAAAGUAACAUAUAGUUUCGUAUUGUUAUUAUACGACGACAACUGAUGGCAGAACUGCAUAUAUUGGGACAAUUGCAGUGUGCGUCCAAUUUUGAAGAAUCCACUUCACUCUUGUGUCGCUAUACGUUUCAGACCGGUCCUAACUGGACAAUUAUAUCUGGAUGUCCAGAGGGACAGACUACCUCAGCAGAUCCUGAUCAUAAUAAGUCAAAUAUUUGGGCUCAUCCAAUUGACAUCCAUUAUAUUACAAAAGGGAUUCAGGGAUGGCCUAAACUAAUAGUGCAGGUGAGUUGUUUGGACUUGCUUGGCCGUUCGUGGGUAGUGGGUUACAGUUGCUGUAGCCUGCCAGUUGCACCUGGACAUCAUACAUUACAAGUACCUUGUUGGGAGCCUGUGGGUACCACAUUGACAGAGAGGAUUCGUCAAUAUUUUCUUGGUGGAUCACAUCAACUUUUACAAAAGGAUAUAAUUAAUUUAGGAACAGACAGGUUUAAAUUAAAAACUAAAUCAAAAGGAUCAGUAAAAUUGCAAAUUGAAUUAAUCUUAAGAAAUUUCACUCAGUUUGGUGUAGAAUAUAAGUGA